UUGAAGUUGAUAUCUCCACGUUGAAUAAGUCCGUAGUAAACACGUGUGAGUGAACAAAAUUAGAAGAGGAAAAACAAGGCAAUUUUGGAGAUGCAGAGAGUCGCCAAGCCAAAAACCCAGCGUGGGAAAAGAUUCCUGCAGGACAGGGAAUCCAAGAUCUAUGAGAACACAAAGCGAGCAAUGUUUGUGAAGGGUGGUAACACCAGUCAAACUGUUACACAGUUACUGAAAGAAUUGUACACCCUGAAAAAGAUAGAUGCUGUAAUGUACAAGAGGAAGAAUAUCCUUAGGCCAUUUGAAGAUGAGACUCCUUUGGAAUUUUUCUCCCAGAAAUGUGAUGCAUCAUUGUUUAUGUUUGGUAGUCAUUCAAAGAAGAGGCCCAACAACAUUGUUAUAGGUCGGAUGUUUGAUUACCAUGUUUUGGAUAUGAUAGAACUCGGAAUAGACAGUUUUAAAUCAAUGUUUGAUAUUGAGGGUCCAAAAUGUCCAAUAGGUACUAAACCAUGUAUUAUGUUUGCUGGGGAACAGUUUGACACAGAUCCCGACUACUCUAGAUUGAAAAAUCUCUUUGCAGAUUUUUUCAGAGGUUCUGUAAUAAAGCAGAUUAGACUGCAGGGAAUAGAACAUGUUAUAAUGAUAUCAGCUGUAGAUGGGAAAAUAUACAUCAGAAAUUACAGAAUUUUAUUAAAGAAGUCUGGAAGCAAAGUUCCCCGUAUUGAAUUAGAAGAUAUGGGACCAUCUGUCGACUUUACAGUGCGGAGAACAAAGAUAGCAUCAGAUGAUUUGUACAAGAGAAGCUUGAAGAAACCAAAAACAGCCACUAUAAAGAAGAGAAAGAAUAUAUCCCAGGAUGCAUUUGGUUCGCAGCUUGGUAGAAUACACAUGCAGAAACAAGAUUUGUCCAACUUACAGACAAGAAAGAUGAAAGGAUUGAAAAGACAAAGAAAAGACAAUAAAGGACAGGGAACCAGUCCCAAAAAGUCAAAACAAUCAGUAGAGGAAGCAGACACUUGAAGAUAUUUUUUCUGAGAAAAUUUAAAACUUUUUUUUUCUAAAGCAUGUCUUUCUGUGACAUUUUUCGAAUGGUCGUGCCAAAGUAUUGUACAAGUCAACAUCUCAUGUUUCAAUUUGUAGUACAGCCACAUGAUCCUAAGUCGAGAUUAUUUGGGUUUUUAAAAUAUUUCAAACUGGCUUCAUUGUAUGUAUUAUUCUGAAAAUAAUUUAAGACCCAAUAUUUAAACAAGUAUUCAGUUUUUCAUACGCUCACAAAAAGAAAUUUCAACAUGUUUACAGUUGUUGAGUUCAUGUUACUUCUUAUACCAGUGGUGUUUGCUAAAUGUUAUAAAACUCUGAUGUGUUAGUAAUUUCAAAUUUUAAAAAGUUCUGAAUCUGUCACCAUUUUAUUUUGUGACUGCAGCUUGCUAGUAAGAACAAAACUGCCAGUCUCAGUGAAGCAAAUACUCUCUUAGUUGAUUUGUCUGGAAAAUACACAUCUUAGGCAGUUGUUUUCUUUGUUGUUUGACAGCAGAAUAUGUAACUUACGCAGUUGUUUUUGUUGAUUUGACACAAGAGUAUAUACACACCUGGCAGUUGUUUCUUUGUUGAUUUUGGUCGUUAACUUGACUGGAGAAUAUACAUCGAAGACAGUUGAAUUUGUUGUAGAUUUGAUGAGAAUAUGCAUCUGAGGUAGUUGUUUCUCAUUGCCAAUUAGGCAGCAGAAUAAACAUCUCCAGAAGUUUAUUUAUUGAACUUCGACAGAAUGCUUAGGCAGUUGUUUCUCUUCGUCAGUUUGACUGGUGAAUAUACAUCUAACUUAAAAAAGAAACAGUGGUUUCUCGUUGUUAAGGCAGUUGUGUCUGUUUUGCAGUUUGGAAGGAAAAAGCAGAUCUAAGACAGUGGUUUCUCAUUGUCAGUUGUCAGAAGAAUAUACAACUAAGGCAGCUGUUUCUCUUUUUCAAAUUGGCAGGAAAAAGCACAUCUGAGACAGUUGUUUAUCAUUAUUAUUUGUCAGUUUUUCAGGAAACUGUCCAUCCAAUACAGUUGUUUCGGCAAAUGUACAUCUAAGGCAGUUGUUUUCCACCUUAAUGUUGUGAAACGAUAUAUGUAAGUUACAUACAGGGAACAAGCAAUGUAACCCAGGAAUGCUGGGAAGGUAUUGUAACUAGGUAUGUAGACUAGAGGUUCAUGUACCAAACAUGUUUAAGUAUUUUUAAGUUAAAAUAAACUGAAAGAUGUUUUUAAAAGUAUUUAUUGCACAUGAAACUGUACAUAUUGAUUCAUUAUAAAAGAAAUCACUAACUAAAAUGAAAUAAAAAUGAAAACUUUAACAA
Mercenaria mercenaria is the source of this 2330-nucleotide messenger RNA. Its product is annotated as ribosome production factor 2 homolog. Bases 91 to 1014 code for a protein of 307 amino acids. The record is from RefSeq and is a predicted model, not a curated record. Gene Ontology annotation, cellular component: nucleolus. Gene Ontology annotation, molecular function: rRNA binding. Gene Ontology annotation, biological process: ribosomal large subunit assembly; maturation of LSU-rRNA from tricistronic rRNA transcript (SSU-rRNA, 5.8S rRNA, LSU-rRNA). The transcript is spliced from 10 exons. NCBI's taxonomy places the organism in Eukaryota, Metazoa, Mollusca, Bivalvia, Venerida, Veneridae.